AUGAGGGGACUGGCGCGGUGGAUCCUGGAAAAACCCGUCUUCAAGGCGUGGCACUCGCGGUCGCGUCGACAUUUAUGGCUGCACGGGCUUGCGGAAUGUGGAAAGACGGUUCUCAGUUCGACUGUGCUUGAUCAUGUCGCGAAGGAAACCAAUGGUCUAAUCAUCAGUUUCUUCUUUGACUUUAGCAACUCUGCAAAGCAGACAUUGGAUAGCAUGCUGCGGUCGCUUGCUUUCUAG
This is a messenger RNA of Penicillium canescens, 237 nucleotides long. RefSeq lists its product as uncharacterized. NCBI's taxonomy places the organism in Eukaryota, Fungi, Ascomycota, Eurotiomycetes, Eurotiales, Aspergillaceae. Bases 1 to 237 code for a protein of 78 amino acids. The transcript has a single exon. The record is from RefSeq and is a predicted model, not a curated record.